AUGGCCCGCACGCCUAACCCCCCUGUUCAAGGCCGCCUCAUCAGCCAUUUUGCUGAAAGGUCAGCGGAAGACCAAGGCUCAGGCUGGGCCGCACUCUGGGACUCCAAUGAAAGCGAUCUCUGGGAUAGAGGGAGUCCCUCAAUUGCACUAGUCGAUGUAGUAGAGCAGCAGACCGAUGUCUUCUCCCCCUUUACCCCCGAUAGACGGAGAAAGAGAGCCCUCGUUCCGGGCUGCGGAAAAGGCUACGACCCCGUCAUGCUAGCACUGCAUGGUUUCGACGUCUACGGCCUCGAUAUAUCCGCAACUGGCGUUUCGGAGGCGAGGAAGUAUGCCGCUUCGGAGAUGCAGAGUCCACAGGGGUACAAUUUCUCCUCUGGAACUGCGACAACUGCCGAUAUAGGGAAUGUUAAAUUUGUUGCCGGCGACUUCUUCAGCUCAGAGUGGGAGAGUGAAACUCUGCGUGAUGGUGAGAAGUUUGACUUGGUCUAUGAUUAUACUUUUCUAUGUGCUAUCCACCCCUCUCUCCGUCAGAAAUGGGCCGAGCGUAUGAGCCACCUUCUCCAUCCGGGAGGUCUUCUUGCCUGUCUUGAAUUUCCCAUGUACAAGGACCCUUCCUUGCCAGGACCACCGUGGGGACUGAAGGGCGUUCACUGGGAUCUGCUCGCACGCGGCGGUGAUGGGAUCUGUAAUAUUGCUAAAGAGGAAGAAGACGACGCAGAAGCUGCUAAGUUGAAGGGACAGUUCCGGCGAGCGCAGUACCUGAGGCCUACACGGUCGUAUCGCAGCGGCAAAGGGACGGAUUUGUUGAGUAUUUAUUACUCAGACAAUGGCACUGAACCUGCUCUGAGUUUUAGCGUCGUGCCUGACGAGCACUUCGUUUUUAAUGAUUGUUCUGCCCGCUCGGCCGCAGGGAAGGUUACACAUCGCCCUACAAUUACCUCCAAUUGUGUCAACGAAUAUGCGUCUCUGGUCACAUACCCCGUGAACAAUUCGACUGCUGGUCCGGACCCGGCUGCCGAAUUGGAAGCACCAGAAGUCCGUCAAACUAUGCAAGAUCACAUCCCCGCCUUCCUGAAGGAUCCGCUGAACGGACCGCAGUUGCUCGGAUGGGAGCUUGUUAAUUCCUCGAUUGCCUCUGGUGGCAAGGUGCUUCGCUUCGGGGCUGAUGGCAAGGCGGUUCAGCAGGUGGAUCGUGUUGAGAUUGACGGACCGUGUCGCGGCAUUGGGAAAUACGACCAGUUCCCAUGA
This is a messenger RNA of Aspergillus tubingensis, 1248 nucleotides long. Its product is annotated as S-adenosyl-L-methionine-dependent methyltransferase. The transcript is spliced from 6 exons. Gene Ontology annotation, molecular function: thiopurine S-methyltransferase activity. The coding region runs from base 1 to 1248 and encodes 415 amino acids. Lineage: Eukaryota; Fungi; Ascomycota; Eurotiomycetes; Eurotiales; Aspergillaceae. The record is from RefSeq and is a predicted model, not a curated record.